GUGUAGAGCAAGGCGUGUUGUAGAGGUCUUAUUGUUUUUUAUUUUGACAUAUUUGUAAUAUCCCAAAUUCAUUCGUGUUUGUUGUCUUUGUUCAAUACACUUUACUUGAACUUACCAGUUAGCUUUUUAUUUUGAUGAUUUUGAUAAUGUGCACGAUUUUAAUCUUGUAAAAUAGGUAGGCCUAAGCUAUCCUUACUGUUUACUUUAUUGUUGCCAUAAUCGUGAUGAGUAUGGAAUAUCUUCGCUUAGCCUAACCCAAGAUUAUUAAUUAUCACAUGUGAUUAAUGGUGGUGCUGUUUCAGCUGUGAGCCAUAAUAAUUAGAAUUAGUAUGUCAGUUCCUUUUACUCCUGGGUCAGCUUCUCAACCCACGACUGAAGUAGAACUCACCUUAUCUUGCAGGCAAUUGACUGGCAAGGAUGUUCUUUCUAAAUCUGACCCAAUGUGUGUUACUUACAUUAGACCAUUUGGAGAAAACAGAUGGGUAGAAUAUCACAGGACUGAAGUAAUAUCUAACUCUCAUGAUCCAGACUUUGCUGCCAAAAUUCAUCUGGCAUAUCGAUUUGAAGAACAACAACCUUUAAGAUUUGAAAUCUAUGAUGUAGAUUCAUCAAGUCCUAAUCUGGAAGAGCAUGACUUCCUUGGUGCUGUCUCUUGUAAUCUCGGUCAAAUUAUUGGUAGUGGCAAGGUGAAACUUCCUCUUACACAGAAGGGCGGUCAGCGCGGAGUAAAUCUCGGCUUUCUGUUUGUGACUGCUGAAGAGUUGGCCGCCCUGAAGGAUGAAGUCAUCUUGAAGUUCAGUGGUCACAAAUUGGAUAAAAAAGAUUGGUUUGGCAAGUCAGAUCCAUUUCUAGAGAUCUACAAAUCCAUGGAAUCAGGAGAAUUCAGCUUAGUUCACAAAACAGAGGUUGUAAAAUAUAAUUUAAAUCCGCACUGGAAACCUUUUAACAUCCCUGUCCGCACACUGUGUAAUGGGGAUUAUGAUCGAAGCCUUAAAUUUAUGUGCUGGGAUUGGAACAAUAGUGGACGUCACAGUUUGAUUGGGGAAUUCUACACAACGCUCAAGACACUAGCCGAGGGACCUAGCUCCAGUAAUAGAUUUAGCCUGAUCCAUCCCGAAAAACAGGUCCGCAAAAGGGAAAAGUACUCUCAUUCUGGGGAAGUUGUUUUGGAGAUAUUUGAACUGAAGCCUAUCUACUCUUUCAUGGACUACAUCAAGGGUGGGACACAAUUGCACUGCUCAAUCGCAAUCGACUUUACGGGAUCCAAUGGAGAUCCUACAAAACCAGAAUCGUUGCACUUCAUCGGCCCGAUGCCAAAUUGCUAUGAGCAGGCAAUCACCGCUGUAGGCUCCAUCAUACAGGACUACGACAGUGACAAGAUGUUUCCUGUUUUGGGUUUUGGAGCUCGACUUCCACCUGACGGCAGAGUGUCCCAUGAGUUCUUUGUAAACAUGGACCCCAAUAGUCCUUACUGCACUGGUGUUCAAGGAGUACUGGAGGCGUAUCGGGCGUGUAUUAGGCAGGUACAACUGCAUGGUCCAACCAACUUCGCCCCAGUUGUCAACCAUGUGGCCAGGUUUGCUGCCAGCUACCGUGAUGGAUCUAGCUACUUCAUUCUGCUCAUCCUGACUGACGGAGUCAUCACAGACAUGCCUCAGACUGUCCAGGCAGUAGUUGCCGCGUCAGUGCUGCCAAUGUCCAUCAUCAUCGUGGGAGUCGGCAAUGCAGACUUCACUGCCAUGGAGACCCUGGACGCUGACACAGUCGCUCUGAGCCACGGCGGAGUCAAGGCUGCUCGUGACAUUGUACAGUUUGUACCAUUCAACAAGUUUGUCACAAUGGGUGAUCCGCACACUGCUAGGCUGCGACUGGCACGUGAGGUGCUAGCUGAGAUUCCCACUCAGUUUAUCGGUUACAUGAAAGCUAACAACAUCACUCCCAAGCCUCCCCUCGCUAACAUCACCUUGCUCCCACCUGAUCCCGAACUGUUAGAUUCUCAGACAUAAUCUCAUAUUGUCUCGUCUGCUGUUGUUUGUUGACUUUUUGAAUUUUAUACUUUGUUAUUUUGUAAUUCAAUGUGUUGCGCUAUUGUUGUGAUAACAAUUUGAGUGGCCUAUUAGCGCUUUGUUUGUUGGGUUCCGAAAAUCCACUGUGGACAAUUUAUAGGACGUCCUAAAUAUGUAUAAGUAGUAGAUAUUUUAUCUACUUUUUCACACAUCUUUAUAUUUCUAUGGAUUUUGGUCAUUCCAUUUUAACCUACUUGUCUAAUUUUUGCUAUCAUAACCUACACCAUUAUAGAGAUUACAAAAAAAAAUAAAAAAAAAAAAAUAGCAGUAUCAAUUGAGAUUUCCACACUUUCAUUUAAUUGACACCUGCUGAAUUCCAGGGAAAAUUGUAUUUGAGUUGACUCAUUAUUUUAAGCCACACCACUGAAGUGAAGUAGUCAGAUUAAGAGAAAAAUUACCCAUGUAAGACCCAAAAUUGUGUUUACUUCAUCUGAAAUGAGAAAAGGGUUUUAACAGUGCACUUCCUUUUGAGUCAGCAAUUAAAAUAGUUCAACAUACUAAGAAUUGAGUCUGCAUUAAUUUUUUGCCAACAUGGUAAAAGUGAGGCCUGCGUGAAUGAAAUCGAAGCAAAUAACAAAUAACUCAAUAGAAUAGCUAAGACUUUUGUGAACUGCUUGCUGUUUUACAUACUAAAAUUUAUGUAAUUGAUAUCAUAUUUUAUUUUCAUGCCAAUAAUAAUUAAUUGUUUUUGUUCCUGACAAAAAAUAUAUAAAAUAUUGAAUAUAAUAAAGUAAUGUUACUUUUCUUAAAAAUUAUAUCAUAGUUCAGCUUGCAGACCUAGAUAAUAUAAUAAUUAGGUUGGUUAAGAGUUCCUUAAAAUAAAAAUAAAAAAACAAGUUAGGUCUAUGAAUUAAUUGUAAACUUCUUAAUAUUAUCACUACAUAAUGUAACUUAACACAUUAGCUACCAAUUAUACUCAUACCUCAGUCACAGAGGAGUGUGACGGUUGGUAGGGAACGUGUUAAUGUACCAGUUAAAAUGUUUGUGUUGUUGAUGGGUUCAUUAAGAUUAUAUUCUCUAUUCAUUGUUUUUUUAUUUUUGAUCAGCGAUUUGAUUAACUUAUCAUCACUAGCCACAAGUGUUGUAGAAGUUAUUCCUUGCCAUAAAUGUUGAACUAUUUGUACCUUUCACAUGUAAUAGCAUGAUGUUGUAUCAGAAUCUAUACUUGUGUGUACAGUCUGUAGUAUGGAAUGCAGUUGUAAAGAAAAUACUUUGCAUAGGCUUAAUCCAAAACAAAAUAAGUAUUCAGAUCAAAUCUCAAAUUUCUCAUCUUUGAAGCAAAUAGGCUACUCAUUUUAUUGGAUGUUUGCUUAAGUGUUUUUGUAUGGUUAAACACAUGGAACUAUCUAUUGUAUCUAACUACUUGUCCUUUCACUGUGUACUCAGUAUCUGUGUACCAUUUCUGACAAUCUCCCUCGUAUGUUGCAUAUUCUCUAUACUCUUUCUUAAUAUAAAUAUUACUGUACAGUUCAUGAUGAAUGUUUCAUGUAUGGAGUUUUAAGAUAUUUCUUUACAUUACCUAACCCAUGAUUUAUGUAGUUAAUAAAUAAUUUCUGCUAUUUUAAUCUCUUUUAGUGUUACAUAAAGUUCUUGUGGUGCUAAUUUGCUAUAUCACUAUUUUUGUUAAAACUCAACUUUCAAUAAAUCAUGCGAGAUAAAAAAAUCCCUUAAAACCGUUAACCAGGUAUUUAUUAUAAGUUUUUACUAAGAAUUGUAAAUCAGCCAUAUUUACUAUUAAUUUAGCCAGUUUAGUUUUAUUAAAUAAUCGUUUUGUCAAGAACGUAAUCUAGCCAUAUCUCAGGUUUUGAAAUAAUAUGCCUUAAAACAAUGCUGUGUUUAUCUGCACAAAUAGACAAGGUAUCUGAUAGUGUAAGCUAAGUACUCGUAACUGUGGUUGCAUCAUAAGGACACCGUUAAUUUGACAGAUGGUAUACAUCGUCGAUAGGAGACAAACUCAAAAUCGGUAAAUUGUACACCUAAGCACAGUAAAAGUACAAAAGUAGGUUUUAGUUGUUUUUUUUAAUGUAGGGAACUAGAUUUAAAAAAAUAACUAAUCAAACGACUUGUGUAUAAUCGACUAGGUAGGAAAUUACUUCUUGUAUAGAAACAGCAAUGCAGAAUCUUUAUCUGUCAUCGAAGAAAUUAUUCAUAACGACAGUAGAAAGUGAUUCAUUACAUAUUUGAGACCAUAUGUUCAAAUAUGUACGUAAUGACUCACUUUCACUCAUGUUUUGAAUGUUACUUAUCGCUGCACUAUAAAGACUAAUUAUUUUUUAAAUAUAAAAUUUAUAUUGGAAUAUUUCUUUAUUACAGUUAGGAACAUUUAAAAACUAACAGCAUUUUUUAGGUUAUGCAUUCUAUUUAAAGUUCAACUUACUUUGAUUGUACAGUUUUGGAUGUUGCAAAUUGAAACAGUUGAUGUAACAAUAAUAAAUGUUUGUUUUUUUAUGUCGGAGGAACCCAAUAAAAGAUACUUUUGCAUAGUAAACAUUCUUUUUACGCAGUAAACAAUGUAAUGAUGGAUUUUUGCAGGUGAUAAACAAAUAACGAAAACAGGUGAUUUAAAAGUAGUGUAGCAAAUAAUUAGUUUGUAUAUUUGUAACAAUUGAUUUUGUUUGUCAUGAUGGUAAUCAUUGCUAAUAUUUUCAGUUCAUGAAUAGUCUUUGAAAAUGAUGAUACGUGUUAAGUUUAUGUUUAGUUGAUUUGUUUGGUAAUCUAAAGCUCUUAAAUGUUAUCAUAAAAAUGUCUGUGAUGUGUAGUUUAUAACCACAUAAUUUUAACCCAUCAUUCAUAUUAAGUUAUACCUACCAUCUACCAUCUAGAUUCAAUUCAUUAUACAACAUUAUACAUCUAAUAGAAUUAUGGCUCAACUGUUAAAUAUUUACAAUUAAUUAGUUGGUCUAUCUAGCUCAUACCUUUUAUAAAAUUAAGAUUGAGUACAUUUAACUAGUGGGAAUUUUUUCAAUAAAUAUAAAAUACCCCCACCGCAGCAAACCUGCAGAGAUAAUUUGUUUUUAUUAUCUCUGUAACCGUUAGGCAUACAACAACGCUAUACACAAAAUAAUUUCUUUUCUUAAGCUCUACAAAAUUGUUUGGAAAGAAAUUGUAAAAUGUUGUGUUUUAGGGUAAAAAAAUGGGAAACAACAAUUUUUACCCCAUAAAACCCCGUUGCCAUAGUCUGAUAAUGCUGGUUCGCAAACUUGUUCAAAUAACUUGUUAAAUAGGUUUAAACGUUUGUACUAAAUUUUAUUAAAAUAUAAUUAUAGGAUAUUUUUUUUAUGUAUAAAAUAAAAUCAUUUUUUUGCUCGAGUUAUCGCGCUAACGGACACAUAUAUAUAU
Macrosteles quadrilineatus (aster leafhopper) is the source of this 5405-nucleotide messenger RNA. RefSeq names its product copine-8-like. The record is from RefSeq and is a predicted model, not a curated record. Lineage: Eukaryota; Metazoa; Arthropoda; Insecta; Hemiptera; Cicadellidae. Gene Ontology annotation, cellular component: plasma membrane. The transcript is spliced from 8 exons. Gene Ontology annotation, molecular function: calcium-dependent phospholipid binding. Gene Ontology annotation, biological process: cellular response to calcium ion. Bases 330 to 2006 code for a protein of 558 amino acids.